Messenger RNA from Cercospora beticola, 732 nucleotides. RefSeq lists its product as uncharacterized. Lineage: Eukaryota; Fungi; Ascomycota; Dothideomycetes; Mycosphaerellales; Mycosphaerellaceae. The record is from RefSeq and is a predicted model, not a curated record.
AUGGAACGUCCUAUCAGAGACAAUAUCACGCGGCAUGAUUCCCUUACCGACGUCCAUGAGGAAGAUUUGUUCGAAGAUGCGAGGUCUAGUUGCAGUGAGGUGGUAGACCAGUUGGAGGCAGUCGAAGACAAGACCCUUUCGGCAUCUACUCGUGUAUUCCAGACUGCAGAGCUACUGGAGCGCAUAUUGCUGCAUGUCGUGACCAAGAGUGACCGUACCAGUGCACGGACACUCUUGCGAGCUAGCGCAGUGAACAAGGCCUGGCGUGAGGCCAUUGCCAAGUCUCUAGAGCUCCAGAGACGAAUGUGGUUAUGCCCUCGCCCGCAGUCGUUCUCAGGCCAUGACGACUAUGACUACAGCAUCAAAACAGUUGUCUACUUCAAUCCUAUUCUCUGGGCGACGCAGCCCAAACACUGCACAAUCGACGUCACGAAUGCUCAGCUCAGCACGGGAAGCCGAGGGCCGGGAAGUUGGCGCCAAAUGCUGGUCGCUACAGCAAGCCGAGCCAAGUUUCAUGUAUUAGUUGAAGUGGGAGACCUUCCGGUUGCGGUCGUAGAGUGCAACGCCGACAUCACAAUGGGAAUGCUGCUGGACAGGGCGAGGAAGAAUGCGGCCACGAGUUCAGAUCUGGAAAGGCCCGUGAAGAAGUACGUCUGCAAGGAGUACAUCUGCAUCCAAGGUAAUUUGCCAGAGUGGGAGACGUGCGAGAAGUGUCUAGGCCUCGAAGUAUGA